UCUUACCCGUGCGCCGGCGUGACUUUGACGGUCUCUCAAGUGUGUGGGCGCGCGCGGCCGGGAGAACGCGGCUCAUUGCUGUACAAUACAGUGGAAAUGCGGGUGUUGCGAGCUGGGCUGACGCUCAGUCGGAGACAUUUGAGGAGCGCGGGGUCGAUAACUUUAAAACAGGUACUGCUGGCGAACAGCUGUCGGACAUGUUGGUCGGGGCCCAUCCCGAACGAGCGCAUCCGGAACAUCGGCAUCUCGGCGCACAUCGAUUCGGGGAAGACCACGCUGACGGAACGCGUGCUCUUCUAUACGGGCAGGAUAGCCGAAAUGCACGAGGUGAGGGGGAAGGAUGGCGUCGGGGCGGUCAUGGACUCCAUGGAACUGGAGAGGCAGAGGGGUAUUACCAUCCAGUCGGCAGCCACCUAUACCGUGUGGAAGGACCACAACGUGAACAUCAUCGACACGCCAGGUCAUGUGGACUUCACCAUCGAAGUGGAGCGGUCGCUGCGGGUCCUGGAUGGGGCAGUGCUGGUCCUGUGCGCCGUCGGCGGGGUCCAGUGCCAGACCAUGACCGUGAACCGACAGAUGAAGCGCUACGGCGUGCCGUUCCUCAGCUUCAUCAACAAGCUGGACCGCACGGGAGCAAAUCCCAACCGUGCCCUGCAGCAGAUGAGAUCCAAGCUGAACCACAACGCAGCCUUUGUACAGAUCCCUAUUGGCCUGGAGGGGGACCUGCGGGGCAUCGUUGACCUCAUUGAGGAGCGCAGCAUUUACUUCGAGGGCUCCUUUGGACAGAGUAUCCGGUACGACGAGAUCCCGGCAGAGCUGCGGGCGGAGGCCUUCGACCGGAGGCGGGAACUCGUGGAAAGCGUGGCCAACGCGGAUGAGGCUCUGGGGGAGAUGUUCCUGGAGGAGAGGACCCCCACCGCGCCUGAGCUGAAGGCAGCCAUCCGGCGAGCCACGAUCCGGCGGCUCUUUACCCCGGUGCUGGUGGGCAGUGCUCUGAAGAACAAAGGAGUACAGCCUCUUCUGGAUGCUGUUUUGGACUAUCUUCCCAACCCCACAGAGGUCAAGAACUACGCCAUCCUCAAUCACGAAGAUUCCAGCGAAACCACUAAGGUCCUGAUGGACCCAACACGGGACGCCUCCCAGCCCUUCGUUGGUCUGGCCUUCAAGCUGGAGGCAGGGAGAUUUGGCCAGCUCACAUAUGUGCGCGUCUAUCAGGGCUGUCUGAAGAAAAGCGAGUACAUCUACAACACGCGCACAGCGAAGCGGGUUCGAGUGCAGAGGCUCGUUCGUCUCCAUGCUGACCAGAUGGAGGAUGUGGAAGAGGUGUUUGCUGGCGAUAUCUGUGCCCUGUUUGGGAUUGACUGUGCCAGUGGGGACACCUUUACCGCCCGCGCCAACGCCAACCUCUCCAUGGAAUCAAUCCAUGUGCCGGAUCCAGUCAUCUCGAUGGCCAUCAAACCCGCCAACAAGAAUGACCUUGACAAGUUCUCCAAGGGCAUAAACCGAUUUACCAGGGAAGACCCCACCUUCAGGGUCCAUUUCGACACGGAAAGCAAGGAGACCAUCAUCUCUGGCAUGGGCGAGCUGCACCUGGAGAUCUACUCUCAGAGGAUGGAGAGGGAAUACAACUGCUCCUGUGUGAUGGGCAAACCGAAGGUGGCCUUCCGGGAAACCGUAGCCAGCGCUAUUCCGUUUGAGUACACCCACAAGAAGCAGUCAGGAGGCGCAGGGCAGUACGGAAAAGUGAUCGGAGUCCUGGAACCCCUGAGCCCAGAAGACUUCACCAAGUUGGAGUUUGCAGAUGAGACUCUUGGCACCAACGUACCCAAGCAGUUUGUGCCUGCCAUCGAGAGGGGCUUUAGAGAGGCCUGCGAGAAGGGACCGCUGACUGGCCACAGGAUCUCAGGAGUCCGUUUCGUGCUGGAGGAUGGCGCGCACCACAUGGUCGACUCCAACGAGAUCUCCUUCAUCAGGGCCGGCGAGGGUGCAUUGAAGCAAGCCACGGAGAAGGCCACCAUAGUGGUGCUGGAGCCCAUAAUGUCAGUGGAAGUUGUCGCCCCAAAUGAGUUCCAGGGUACAGUCAUUGCCGGCAUCAACCGUCGCCACGGUGUCAUCACGGGACAGGACGGCUCCGAUGGUUACUUCACUCUGUAUGCUGAGGCGAGUAUGGUGUCGCCUAGGAGAAUCUGCUGCUGCUCUGGUUCACACGUUCGUUACGGUUUUAGAGUUCUGUGGCUGAUGUUGAAGUUGUUUGCGCUUGCUCCCCAGGUUCCGCUGAAUGAUAUGUUUGGCUAUGCAACUGAGCUGCGGUCCAGCACAGAGGGGAAAGGAGAGUACACCAUGGACUAUUCCAGAUACAAGCCCUGUUUGCCCAGCACACAGGAGGAUCUGCGCAACAAGUACCUGGAGGCCACUGGCCAGCUGCCUGCCAAGAAGGGCAAGGCUAAAAACUGAACUCUUAUGGUUUUAGACUCUCGCACAACUCUUACAUCAACAGCCAGACACACCUCCCAAACCCAUAAGAAAACCAACUUUGACUCUGUCAAAGACGCACAUUCUCUACCCUUGGAAUUUUACUGCGGUGGCACAGAAGUCCUUCCAAUAUAUUUACGUUCCCCAGACACGAACUGCAAUUUAUCGACCGACCAGGGAUUUCGGGGUAUGUAUAGUAAUUGGUUUUGUACUAUGUACACAUUGAAAUGUUAAUGUCAUGUUAAAAUAAAAGUAAUUUACAUCAUACAACUCCUCCUCUCAUUUGUACAUUUCACAAAAGACAGAAAGGACAGCACUUUAUCGUAACUGUACCAGAGCGGUUUUCGAUCUACAUUUAGCUGAUAGACAAUAUUAGAUUAUACAUAAAUGUGCAGAAUCCCAUAAUGUGCUUGAAAUGCAAUGACAGAGGAGCUGCGCAGCAACUGACCUGCAGUCUACAAACCGGUUAAA
Molecule: messenger RNA, 2943 nt
Organism: Scleropages formosus (Asian bonytongue)
Lineage: Eukaryota; Metazoa; Chordata; Actinopteri; Osteoglossiformes; Osteoglossidae
Gene: gfm1
Product: G elongation factor, mitochondrial 1
Exons: 17
Coding region: 97-2454 (785 amino acids)
Biological process (GO): mitochondrial translational elongation
Cellular component (GO): mitochondrion
Molecular function (GO): GTP binding; GTPase activity; translation elongation factor activity
Source: RefSeq, a predicted model, not a curated record